AUGCUGUCGGAGAGCGGCUUUCACAUUGUAGCCUGCAACACCUCCCUGACAGCGUCCCCACUUGGCCAUUACGUGGAUGACAAAGUCUGGUCCAAUUACGCGCAGUACAUCUUCUACCGUGGGCCCUCUAAAUGGUCAUCGUCUCACUGCGACUGCUGCUGCAAGAGCCACAAGAGCGAGCACGAGGGCGAGAGCGGCACCUCCCUCAACGACCUGUCCACCUCCUGCUCCGAGUCCCAGUCUGAGGCUGGCUCUCCCCACGGGACCGUGAUCAGAGCCCCCGUGUCCCGCCCCUGCAACGCCCAAACUCUGGACCGCUCCAAGGGGCCGUCCCACGCGCAGCAGCAAGCCGAGAUGAGACGCAAAACUGACGUGAUGAGAGUCAGGACAUUCGGCGCGGCCAAGGGAAGGAAAAUCAACAACAAAGAGAAGAUGACGCCGGAGCAGGAGCUGGAGAAGUGCAUCCAGGACUUCCGACGCAUUAAAAUUCCUGAUCAGUUUCCGGAGAGGAAGUACAUGUGGCAAUCAGAGCUGCUAAGAAAGUACCGGCUUUGA
Knipowitschia caucasica is the source of this 555-nucleotide messenger RNA. The record is from the annotation of a GenBank genome assembly. Lineage: Eukaryota; Metazoa; Chordata; Actinopteri; Gobiiformes; Gobiidae.